Messenger RNA from Engraulis encrasicolus (European anchovy), 2478 nucleotides. It is a transcript of the gene il20ra, whose product is annotated as interleukin 20 receptor, alpha. The coding region runs from base 131 to 1756 and encodes 541 amino acids. Gene Ontology annotation, biological process: cytokine-mediated signaling pathway. Lineage: Eukaryota; Metazoa; Chordata; Actinopteri; Clupeiformes; Engraulidae. Gene Ontology annotation, molecular function: cytokine receptor activity; protein binding. The transcript is spliced from 7 exons. Gene Ontology annotation, cellular component: plasma membrane. The record is from RefSeq and is a predicted model, not a curated record.
CAGAUAGCUAGGCUGUGCGCUGCGCUCAUACACCUGUCCGCGACGAGAAGGGAAUGAGGGCGUUAAAGAAAUCUAUUAAUUCGGUUCACUAUGGAAAACAUUUUGUUUCCCACAAUGUGACAGGUCGAAAAUGGUAAACAACCAUUUGGCUGCGCUUGUGAUUCUGGUGGUACAUGCUACAGGGUCCAUCAGCAGCAUAGCGCCACCUGGUCGGGUAUGGUUCAACUCCACAAACCUGCACAAUGUUGUGGAGUGGAGUCCCGGCGCAGAGGGACAGGGAGAGGGAGAGGGGACCCAGUACUCGGUGGAGUACGCCAUUUAUGGCGAUGAGGAUCCGUUGGCCCGGGGCGAGGUGAGAUGGAGCGUGGUGGAACACUGCACUGCGCUGCGGCGGACCUCCUGUGACCUGUCCGAUGAGACCCACAACCUGAACGAGCAGUACUAUGCCAGGGUCAGAGCCGUGGACACCAGCCGUGGACUCGUCUCCACUUGGGUGAACACUACACAGUUUGAUCCCCGCACAGACACGGUCCUUGGCCCACCCCAGGUGACUGUCCGCGUGGAUGGGAAUGCACUCGACAUUAAACUGAGGGGCCCGAUGCGCUGGAGGACGAAAUACAUGAAGAACGAGCGCUCAUUGAGUCGCGUCUACAGUGAGCUCGACUACAAAAUAUUUGUCUACAACACCACCGGACAAAUGAGGGAGAUCAUUACAAAGAACAAGUCGUACCGGGUGGGCUCGCUGGAAUAUGAUCGGCUGUACUGCAUCUCUGCGGAGACCCACUCCCAAAGCAUCCCUCUGGCCUCCCGCCCCAGCCCACGGCACUGCCAGACCACUCCCCCAGAUCCUUUUAAGGCCCACAUGUUGUUGGUGAUCCUCGGAGGUCUUCUGCCUUCUGCUAUAUCCCUGUUUGUCCUGAUAGUAGCGGGCUGCCUCGUCUACCACUACGUAUUCGGUAACAUGCCAAAAUUGUCUGGUGUGUUGAGUCGUCCCUCAAACCCUGAGACUAUACCAGCCAUAGAGGAACCUAAAGUGAACAUUGAUGUCAUUAACAUCUCAACGAGCCUGCUAGAGAAGCUCCUUCCUGCAGUGCCGGAGCCUCCCAGCGGAGGCGCUGUUUCCCAUCUGCCCUCUUACGCCUCCCAGAGGGCUCCUGAAGAAGCACCACCGGCGUACAACUCCCAGUCGUGGCAGUCCUCUGGAGCUCCCCGGGAGGAUCGUGUCCCCUUGGACAUCGAGGCCUUGGAGAGCGACGAGGACAUGCCUCCAGACUAUGGCGUUCUUGUGCGCCAACCCCCAGAGCAAACGAGGGGGCGGGUCUUUGAUCAUCUUGUCCAAUCAGAGCUUCCUGUGACUGAGCCUGUCCCAGGAAGUGACCCGUACAGGUUCCAGAGUAGCGUCCUGCCGUGGCAGACGUCACGCCGCAGCGUCUCUGAUGACGGCAGCAUCUCCGAUGACCUACCGACCGUGAUAGACUGGAACCCCAGCACUGGGGUGCUGCACAUCCCGGGGCUCGGCCAAAUGCCACCACUAGGGGUCAGGAGUGAGGUGGUGGAGAGGCUGGAGGCCGAGCAGCGGGAGAAGGAAGAGGAGGAGGAGGAGGAGGGAGGAGCCAGAGGAGGCGCGUCCAGUGAUAGGCCGAUCUUCUCCACGGUGAUGGUGAGGCAGCCAUCUCAGGACAGCUAUGGAUCAUCUGAUGGCCUCUCUCUAAUGGAGACAACCUGGCAGCUGCAGAUCAACAUGGAGGACCAGUAGGCCUGAUAUGAGCAGAGAGGGAAACAAGGAACAAUAGAGUACACAAGGACAGAGGCGCAUCUUGCCACCAGGCAAGGCAGGCAGCUGCUUGGGGCCCCCAAGCCCCUAGAUAGUGAAUAACAGCCCAUACUGUACUAUAGUAGUGGUGAUUUUGGUUCAAAUGUUCACUCUUUUGCAUUUUCACUUGGGGCCCACCUGACCCUAGAAUCACCUCUGCACAAGGACAACAUAGGGACGUCAAGUACAAUGUACAUUCAUACACAAAUACUGUCAUAAACACAUGGGUCUAUUCUCAACAUACCCACACAUCCACUCAUACAUGCACGCUCCAACACUACACACUACACACAGCCAACAUAAGCACUUACUCACACAAUAAUAGGCCUGAGCAGAGGGAAAAAAGGAACAAGUACUGUAGCCUAUGUGUAUGCUUUGAUAAGGAUUUCGCAAUGACGUCGAACAAGUUCUGUUUUGAAGUUGCGCAAGUAUAAACGACUAGCAUAGAAAACAUUGGCAUGCACCCACAGGAAGUUGCUGUAUGUCUAUGCCACAGGAUGCUACGUUCGUUGCUACUUCCACCUGCUUCGAUUGCAUUGAAUCGAUGGUGUCUGAUGUCAUGUGAAAAAAGGCCCAUGAAGUUGUUCGGCUUUUUAGGGAUAACACUCUCUUCUAAUAACUCAUCCAGUUUUUGGUGGUAUUUGUGGUUUUUUCCACUGGAACCU